ACUGCAAGCUCCAAUAAUUCUUGCAAUUCUAUAUUUUAUUUUUAAAUAUAUCUAAAAUUAUUAGUAGUUAAAAUAAAACACCAAACAAUAUUCUAAAAACUAAUUUCACUAAUGAGAAAUAAAAGUAUAAAUCAUUUUUCCUUCAAUGGUUGGCCAUUAAAAAAGGGUCUAUCUCCAGAGGUGUGAGUGAAAAGAUAAGGUGAGUGUAACUAAGGCUCAAAGCGACAGCAUGGCACUUGAUUUGAAGCACCACCACACAUCCGCCUUGAAACACCCGCGGUGCGCCGCCCCUCAGCCGCGGUCCGGCUCUCUGAGAGUGCAUGCGGUGGUAGGCGGCAGAGCGCAGGAGCUGAUAGAAUCCGGUGCGGUGACCCCCAUAGCACCAAAAGAUGCAGCCGCGGCAAUGGAGUCCCAAGGCUACAGAUUGCUGGACAUCAGGCCGCAGUGGGAGAGAGAGAAGGCACGCGUUUCGGGAUCGAUGCACGUGCCGUUGUUCGUGGAGGAUAAGGAUAACAGCCCCAUCACACUGUUGAAGAAGUGGGUUCACUUGGGCUACAUUGGGCUGUGGACUGGCCAGUUGUUUACCAUGAUCAAUCCUACUUUUCUCCAACAAGUGGAACAAGCUGUCCCUGACAAAGAUUCUAAGCUGCUCGUAGCGUGUGGGGAGGGACUAAGAUCUUUGAUGGCUGUCGCGAAAUUGCAUAAAGGAGGAUACAAGAACUUGGGGUGGCUGGCCGGAGGGUUCACCCGGGCGACCGACGAUGAUUUUCCGGCCGUCGAAGGUAGUGAAAAGUUGGAGUACGCCACAAUUGGAGGUGCAUCUUACUACUUCCUUAAGUUGCUUCUUUUAAUACAAGCUGUGGGGAAAAAAACUUGAGCCCCAUGAGAGCAUUUGGAGUUGUAGCCAAGAUAUUCGAAACCUUGAAUUGAGAAAGGUAGAAAAAUGCCUAAUUCUUGCAGUUAUAA
Messenger RNA from Salvia miltiorrhiza (redroot sage), 966 nucleotides. RefSeq names its product rhodanese-like domain-containing protein 10. The record is from RefSeq and is a predicted model, not a curated record. Lineage: Eukaryota; Viridiplantae; Streptophyta; Magnoliopsida; Lamiales; Lamiaceae. The transcript is spliced from 2 exons. Gene Ontology annotation, cellular component: chloroplast. Bases 230 to 877 code for a protein of 215 amino acids.